Messenger RNA from Colletotrichum costaricense, 4236 nucleotides. RefSeq lists its product as uncharacterized. Gene Ontology annotation, molecular function: protein binding. The record is from RefSeq and is a predicted model, not a curated record. The coding region runs from base 1 to 4236 and encodes 1411 amino acids. Lineage: Eukaryota; Fungi; Ascomycota; Sordariomycetes; Glomerellales; Glomerellaceae. The transcript has 9 exons.
AUGGAGUUACUCGAGAGAUUCGAUGCGGAGGAUGGUGACUCAGAUAAAGACAACUCCAACAUCAUUGCUUUCAACUACGAAAACUUUUUUGACGGCCAAAAGCCCAUGUGCACUCGUGCUGGACUGGAGUUCGUUGCCUGUCAGCUUUUAGACGAUAUCAUGGUUUGGAAGGCAUCGGAGGGAGAUCGUCCACUUGCCAUUCUAGCCCACGACACGGGUGGUGUGCUUAUUAAGAUGGCCUUCAUCAUUGCUGCUGGCAACCUAAGCAAGUACAGUCCAUUGCUGUCCUCUGUUUCUGUCUUAACGUUUGAUGAGUUCACUGCUACGCUUGACCUCAGUUGCGAAACUCGCAUCGGAUUGCCACACCCUCACGGCACCCUGCUCGGUCACGAACUCGACGAGAGAGCGGAUAAGUUGCUCAAGGGAAAACUUCAGGUUUCAACUACAGCAAGCUUUAGCAGCCAGAGGCUACAAGUCCUGCUCUCAUCUGUGUCUCCGCCACCUACUUUUCAAGCGGGGCUUGAGUACAAGACAUUGGAUAAUUUGGGAUUUGAAGAAGACCUCGAUGAGUGGAUCGAAGGUCAGAUUAGAGCUUUUAUCUACCAGUUUCGAGAGAUCAGAGCACAUACACAGAUUCAAGCGAAAAUCCGCUUGAGCAGUAUGCGGAAUGUGCUCGAGAGCUUCCUAGUCCAGGGUCUUGCGUGCAUCUCUCCUCGGAUGGAGCAGGACAUGGGUGUGGCGAGCUUACUUUCGUUGUUUGAAUCAACCUACUCGCCUGCGAAGCCAUUGGGUGAAGACUCGCUUACAGUUCUCUUCGUCGUUCUGCACAAUUGUCUUCGGCGCAACGGCAUUCGUCCAAUUUGGUGUGUUUGGAACCUAGAACACUGUGGCGGCGAUACGGAGGUGACCAGCCACGCGUGCGUCGGUACGUUGCCAGAAUUGAUCGAGGCUGCCUUGUGCAACACCAAAGACGACGAUCUUCGCCAGAGUUUCAUGCAAUUCGCCAUCAGGACAGCACAAACAAGCGUAUCAGGCGUUCAGUAUUACCGAAGAGUCCACGAGGCCAUCGACGACGAUGGGAAGCUUGAUCCACACGCCCUGCAGACUGCAAUAGCGGGUUUUCUUACAAGAGAUGAGGAUGUUUUUACGAAUAGCGCCCUUCUCUGGGUCCAAUUCGGUUGCCGACCUCUUUCUCCGACUGAGCUUGUCACUGUUUUAGCUCUGGAACGGAGCCUAGCCAAAUCACAUGGAACCGAAUUCAUCUCAGGUCAAUGCCGUCUUGGAAAAGGUAUAGAAGACACCUCAUCCGCUAGCUUUUGCCCCAUCCAGAACCAUCUUUCAGGCCUUAUACAAGUAGUUGAUGGCGAGUGUCGGCUCACUUACGACAUUACUGGCCAACCGGACGACGCUGGCCCCUGGCAUUCCCAUAAUGCCAAAUCAAACUUAUGGAUACUGCGCUGUCUGCUCCGGCAUUUGGGUAUCGAGGCAGAGCAAAAAGGCCUUGACAGUCAAAGUUCACAAUCCGAGUUCAUCCGACGUUCACCUUCCCACCACGACUUGACGACGUAUGCCGCCAAAUUUUGGUCACAUCACUACAGAGUUGCUCAAUCUCACACAUCGACAAAACUAGAAGCCGAAGCCAUGGUAGCCAGAUUCCUGAAGGUCAACCACGCCGCGACUUUCCUUAUGCUCCGACAUGUUCAACAUGCUGUCGUAGAAUCUCCCAGGAGGGCGAUUUCUGAAGAUACCACAGCUACUGCGGUGGCUCUUCUCGUAUGUCAUGGUUUCCAUGACAUCGAGGAGAUCGGCAUGCUUGCCAGCUGUCCCGGAUGGGAACGUAGCCCCAAGACUGUGUUCCCUGCGCUUUUGGAGGCAGUCAGGGGCGGCCACAUGACACUUCUUCCGAAGCUCCCUGUUUCUGUCCUCAGAGACAAGGAAGCGAGAAAGGUCUUUUCAGCAGUUGAACCAGGUAAUCUCACACACGACUGCAUCCAUGAUCUUUUCCGACAAGCGCAGUCUCGGCAGAAUUUCCAACCCCCGUUCGAAUUGUUCUUCUGCGCGGCAUUCGCCGGCAUUCAAGUAUGCCCCAAAAGCAUCAAAGAUUGUAAUAUUGACAGCUCCACGUGGCUCACAUGGCUAUUGAAGGCCAUUGCUUUCCCGAGAUCGGAUGCCACAAAGAUGAUCUCACGGCUUGCAGAACCUCACCUCAGUGAAGACCAAAAGGCUGACAUCUUGCUCGCUGCAAGCCUCGUAUGCGAUUGUAAGGACGUCUUUGCGCUUAUGAGCUGGCUCAGAUUAGAUAUCUCGUCCCGAUCUCUGCGAGCGCUUAUUUACUCGGGCAAUCAUACUGCUUUGGAGAAGCUGCUGGCGAGCCAGUCUCAGAGCGAGUAUUUCUCCAGUGUAGGACUCAAGGAGAGUCUCUACAUGGCCGUGGAUCACUCUUCACUGGAAAUUGUGAGAGUACUCCUCGGCCAUGUUGAUGUUGUCCGAGACAAGGAAAUCCUGAUGGAUUGCUUGAGUCGUGCUAUACAGAAAUCAGCAUCCAAGGAAGUCUGUCUCUUGCUUCUAGACACGGGAGUCGAGACUGAUUACGGGCGUCAAGAGCAGUACUUGAGUGACGCCGUGAAGCAGGAUAACACGGAGCUGGCACAAGUGUUCAUGGAUUGCGGGGUCGGCAUAAACGCUCAAGAAUUCUCAGGCGAACCGCCUCUUUACGUGGCCGCGAAAGAGGGCACGCUAUCCAUGGUGGAGUUCCUCGUGAAACGGGGCGCCGACGUCAACAUUCGAACUGAUGUCAAGGGGCUGACGCCGCUGUACGGAGCGACACUUCAAUCGAGACCAGAAGUCGUCGAAUAUCUCCUGAGCAAGGGAGCCGACGUGACUAUUCCUUCAAAGGCGCGAAACUGGUCUCCUUUGGAGGGGGCAUAUGACUAUCCGGCCGUCAUGGCACAUUUGGUCACCAAGGCGUGGCCACCGCCCGACUAUCACCGAGUGGCAGAGUUCGGAGACACCCAAUGUACAGCGCUUUUCCUCGCAGCGACGUACGGCAAGACGGAAAGUGUCAGGUUGUUGUUGAAGCAUGGCGACCCGGACAUCGAGUUCACGCCAUCCUCGGAUAUUGAAAAAGAAAAGGCGGAUACGAGGGGGUAUACUGCUCUAGCUGUUGCCAGUCUAUACUCGCACAUGGAGAUUGUGAGGCUGUUACUAGAGCACGGGGCCAACGUCAACCAUCGGAUCCCGGGCACCGGUCUGACACCGCUCCAUCUCGCACACAGCGGCGAUACACUCGCGGUAUUGCUCGAAUACGGAGCCGACAAGGAGGCCAAAGACGACAAUGGCUACACGCCUCUCUUUUACGCCGUGACGAAGCAAGAUUCGAGUCUCACCCAGCGUUUGGUGAACGCUGGCGCCAAUUUCAAAGCCACCGAUAACUGGGGUCAUACCGCUCUGCUAAACGCUCUGAUCUACGGCGAGCCGCAGAGCCGUGAAGAGAAUUGCAGAUACCUCAUUUCCAAAGGUGCUCCGAUCAACGCAAAGGGUCCAGAUAGGUACGGUUCCACCGUGCACAGGUGUUGCAGGUUCGGUGAGGUGGAAGAAGUAGAAUUGAUCUUGGAGCUGGGCGGUGACGCGGGUCUCUGGUAUGGGAUGCAGGGCACCCUUCUCGAGGCGGCAUGCAAUAAUGUCAACAAGAAUGACUUGGCAGUACUGAGGUACCUAGUCGAGCAAAAGGGGAUCGACAUCAACGGCCCAGGAAGCUACCUCCGCAGUGCCAUGGGAGAGGCGUUCCGGUCUGGCGACGAAUCGCUCGUACGGUACCUACUCGAAAAGGGUGGGAGUUUCGACACCCUAGACGGCAACGGACAGCCGGCGUGGUUCAAUAUCUGUGCCAGAAAGGACGACGCCCUCGAGAUGUUUGACAUGCUACUAGACGACUACGGAGCGGACGACUUCUUGGCCUCGUUAGGGGACAAGGACAGAAUGUCACGGGGUAUCCUGCACUGCGCAGCACACUCGGGGCAUCUGGGACUUGUUGAGAGACUUGUCGACCUGGAUCCAAAUCUAAUUGACAGUCGUGACCUGAUUUGGGGUGCUUUCCUCAUUUGCGAUGACAAUGAUUGUUAUAAAAACUUUGGGCUUUGCUUCAAGUGCGCGCCUCACAAGGAUAAGCUUCAUGACCCAAAGCACAUCUUCGUCAUUGACGAACGAGGGGUCCCAGAAUGCCAAACUCUGGUUUGA